CCGGCUCCUGCGUCGUCUUGGCAAACCAGACAACUACCCCAUAAUUCUCGCCGUUGCCACUGCUUGGCGGUGCAUCUGCCCUGCGGAGUUUGACCCCGGAAGCUGGGAAUGGCGGUCCCGCCGGCGUAGGUCGCUUCUGCCGUUGCAACUGUCCUUCCCCAAGGAGGCGAGCUAAUGCAAGUCUUAAAAAGACCUGGACUCUCGUGGGAUGCACAGGGGCUGCUCCAGCGGGACGGGGAAGGAACAAACUUCCUCGCUGUGCGGCACGACCCCGGCCUCCCUGCCUGGCGCGACAAUGAGUCUGCACAGCUGAUGCCGCUGCUAGAUUCGGAAGGAGGUUGGACAAGUCACUUGUCUGCCGGUCAUCGUGCUGGAAUUAGAGGCGACGGCACAGUGGACCCGCGGGAUUUGACCGUCCUCGAGUCAACCCCCCCUGACUUGGACUUCCCCAAGGAUGCGCUGUGGAACGCCGGCUCUCUUCCAAUUUCUUCCGCCCAGUCUCCAAGUUGCUUGUAUCAGGGAGUUACCAGCUUCGCCGACGUGGAUUUGAGCUUUUCUGCUAGUGAACCUGGACAAUUUCUCGGCAUCGAUGCUUGGGCUCUGUUGGAUACUUUCACCCCUGGUGCUUCCGUGUCUUCAGUGGCUUUCCCCCAAGUCAGCCACGUCUUGGACGCAUAGGUUCCUUCUGACACGGCUAGCACCAUGGGUGUCUGGUUUCCCACAGGUGAUAACAACGACGAUGCUGACAACAACAACAACAACAACAACAACAGCUUCAGCCAUGGUUCAGGCAGUCCUUCGCUCAGUAACAACUUUUGCAGUCUUGCACUGCAGCAAGCACACUCCGGUGGCGUUGGCACCACCGCCUCCUCCGGCACUGCCCUUUUGUCUUUCGUUUCUGACCCCAGCGCCCUGG
Molecule: messenger RNA, 916 nt
Organism: Thermothielavioides terrestris NRRL 8126
Lineage: Eukaryota; Fungi; Ascomycota; Sordariomycetes; Sordariales; Chaetomiaceae
Exons: 1
Coding region: 175-678 (167 amino acids)
Source: RefSeq, a predicted model, not a curated record